CCUAUAUUGCAUCUUAUUGCAACCGCAGAAUAACGUGGCUACGCUGAAAGUGUGUUUCGGAAACAAUCGCUUCCUUAACGUCCAUUUAAUAGAGUCAAGAUGCCUCACGCUUACCCAUUCCUCACUCCAGAGCAGAAGAAGGAGCUGAGUGAUAUUGCUCAGAGGAUUGUCGCCCCUGGCAAAGGCAUUCUUGCUGCGGAUGAGUCUACAGGUAGCGUGGCCAAGCGGUUCCAGAGCAUCAAUGCUGAGAACACGGAGGAGAACAGGAGACUGUACCGCCAGCUUCUGUUCACCGCAGACGACCGCGUCAAGCCCUGCAUCGGCGGCGUCAUCCUCUUCCACGAGACCCUCUACCAGAAGACAGAUGAUGACAAACUCUUCUCCCAGCUCCUUAAGGAGAGGGGCAUGGUAGUUGGCAUCAAAGUGGACAAGGGUGUGGUUCCCCUGGCUGGCACUAAUGGAGAGACCACCACACAAGGUCUGGAUGGGCUGUACGAGCGCUGCGCUCAGUACAAGAAAGAUGGGGCAGACUUUGCUAAAUGGAGGUGUGUGCUGAAGAUCACCCCCACAACCCCCUCAAGACUGGCCAUCAUUGAGAACGCCAAUGUGCUCGCCCGUUACGCUAGCAUCUGCCAGAUGGUGAGACACUUACA
Sinocyclocheilus rhinocerous is the source of this 653-nucleotide messenger RNA. Its product is annotated as fructose-bisphosphate aldolase A-like. The transcript is spliced from 4 exons. Gene Ontology annotation, biological process: glycolytic process. The record is from RefSeq and is a predicted model, not a curated record. NCBI's taxonomy places the organism in Eukaryota, Metazoa, Chordata, Actinopteri, Cypriniformes, Cyprinidae. The annotation marks the transcript as partial. Gene Ontology annotation, molecular function: fructose-bisphosphate aldolase activity.